AGCUAAUUGUUGGCAGUAGUUCGGUUAAACGUAAACCCUGCAUGACGAAGCCGCUAACGUUGAGAAUGACGAAGAGAUCGCAUUUUGCUCUCAGUUGUAUAGCGAUCUGCCUGCUGCUCUUGGUGAGCUGCAGCCAGAGCGAACUCAUCGAUGCCAACGAUGAGGAUGUGGAUCGCUUUUGCUAUCCGGCCGCACACAAGAACAGUCGGCUGAGCUGCGAGUGCAGCAAUGUGAGUGCCUCGCCCUGGGGCAUGCGGGCGCUGCACAUCGAUUGCAGCUACAAGGACUUCCAGGCGGAGGAUCUGACGGCGCUGCUGCCGCUCUACAUCGACACGUUGGAUCUGUCCUGGAACAAGCUGAAUCGUGCGCCCGUCUUCAACAGCGACAGCCUGCGCAUGCUCAAUCUGAUGCACAACAACAUCAGCAGCAUCUCCGCCAGCAAUUUCGCUCGCAUCGUCAGCCUGAAGGAGCUCUAUCUGGGCUGGAACAGCAUCCAGCUGCUGGAGCCGCAGGCCUUUGCCGGCUUGCCCCAUCUGCAGGUGCUGAACCUGGCCCACAACAAUCUGCACGCGCUGCCCGCCCAGAUCUUUGCCCCACUGCAGGUGCUCCAGACACUGGAACUCUCCUGGAACAGGCAGCUCAAUCAGACCAAUGGACUGGAGCUCUACGGCAGCUAUGGCAUCAAUCCCAAGCUGAACGCACUGCGUCUGGAUGCCUGCGGCUUGAGUGAGCUGAGGCUGCCGAUCGAUGCGCCUCUGCGUGAGCUGUCGCUGCGUCGCAAUCUGUUCGUGCGUGUGCCCAGCCAGCUGCCCAGGCAACUGCAGCUCCUGGACAUCAGCGAGAAUCUGCUGGAGCAGCUGCUGCCGGUGGAUGCGGCCAAUCUUAGCCAGCUGCAGCAGCUCUAUGUGGAGGAUAUGCCGCUGCUGCAGGGCAUCGCCGCCCACGCGUUCGCCCAGCUGCAUCAGGUGCACUCCAUGAGCUUCCAGAACUGUCGCCGCCUCAGCUGGCUGGACGGCGACGCCUUCGUUCCCGCCGAGGGCAAUGUGACCUUGCCGCCGCUGAGCACGCUCAGCUUUCGUGGCACUAUGCUGCGCAAUUUCAAUGUCAGCCUGUCGCCGGUUUUUGGCAAACUCGCCCAACUGGAUCUCAACGGUGUGCCGCUUCACUGCGACUGCCAGCUGGUCUGGCUGAAGGAUCUGGCCAUCCAGACGAACGGACGCUGCCUGCGCCCGGCCAGAGUCCGGGGCCUGCUCGUCUCCUCGGUGCGACGCGACGAGUUCAGCUGCGAGAGAUGGCCCCGAUGGGCAUACGGCUUGAUUAUACUCGCUCUCAUCGCCCUCUGUGCCGCGGGCGUCUAUCUGAUUGUGAUGGGACUGCGACCGCAUCGGGGUGUCACCAUGCGCCGCAAAGUGGGCGCCGGCAGUCCCUAUGCUCGGGUCACCAUCGAACCCAAUCGCCAGGAGAACUUUCACUGAGCAAGAUAGCCUAGUUGCAGUCUAGACUAAGCCCCUGACUAACUAACUUAAGUCUGUGUUACAGUUUUUCUACAAAAAAUACAUAUAUACCUACAUAUAUA
Molecule: messenger RNA, 1576 nt
Organism: Drosophila navojoa
Lineage: Eukaryota; Metazoa; Arthropoda; Insecta; Diptera; Drosophilidae
Molecular function (GO): protein binding
Source: RefSeq, a predicted model, not a curated record